Molecule: messenger RNA, 2579 nt
Organism: Oryza brachyantha (malo sina)
Lineage: Eukaryota; Viridiplantae; Streptophyta; Magnoliopsida; Poales; Poaceae
Product: transcription factor MYB3R-2-like
Exons: 9
Coding region: 264-2111 (615 amino acids)
Biological process (GO): regulation of DNA-templated transcription
Cellular component (GO): nucleus
Molecular function (GO): DNA-binding transcription factor activity, RNA polymerase II-specific; RNA polymerase II cis-regulatory region sequence-specific DNA binding
Source: RefSeq, a predicted model, not a curated record
GCGAGGUUUUUUGAAAGGCCGACUCCUCCUCCUCCUCCUUCCCCAUCACACAACCGAAGCCGCCGCGCCGCGCCGCGCCGCGAUAUACCCCGCGGGCACCAGCGCAGGACGAGCUGCCUAGGGUUUCGGGUCGCUCCCCUCUCCCGUCGCUUCGCGCCAUCUUCCGGUUCCCCCUCCCACCGAUCUGGGUUGCUGCGGCGGCUGCGGCGGCGGCCGGGGCUUCGUGGAGGCGGUGGCGGGGGCGUUGAUGAGGGGGUAGAUCAAUGGGCGCGAUGCCGGCGGUGAAGGUUGAGGGGGAGCAGGAUGGAUCAGCGGGGGAGAGUAAGAGGGAUCUGGUGGCGUUGAGCCCUUCGGUUUCGGAGGGGAGCGGGCACGCUCUGGCGUCACCCACGGCGUCCACCCCGGGGGAUUCCAUCUUCGGUAGCAGGCGAAAAAGUGGUCCUGUAAGGAGAGCUAAAGGUGGUUGGACACCAGAAGAGGAUGAAAAACUGCGGAAGGCUGUUGGUAUUUAUAAUGCGAAAAACUGGAAGAAGAUAGCCGAAUCUUUCUCUGAUAGGACAGAAGUACAAUGUCUGCACAGAUGGCAAAAAGUUCUUGAUCCUGAACUUAUAAAAGGUCCUUGGACCCCAGAGGAGGAUGAUAUCAUUAUCGAUAUGGUAAAGAAGCAUGGACCAAAAAAAUGGUCUGUUAUAGCAAAGUCACUAAAUGGCCGGAUUGGUAAACAAUGCCGAGAGAGGUGGCAUAAUCAUUUGGACCCACAAAUAAAGAAAGAAGCCUGGACUUUUCAAGAGGAGUGUGUGCUUGCCCGUGCUCAUUGCAUGUAUGGGAAUAAAUGGGCAGAAAUUGCUAAACUUCUUCCUGGAAGGACAGAUAACUCUAUAAAAAACCAUUGGAAUAGUUCAUUAAGAAAAAGGCUAGAUGACAACAAUACCACAGACAUUCUGCAAGUUCAACUGCCAGUUGUUGGUGAUGAUUUGGAAAAACUGCCACCUGCUGACAACCAUAUUGACUUGAACAAGGAGCCAACUACAUGUUCAAUAGACCGCUUAGGAGUUGUUGAUAAUUCUCACCCUACUUCUCAUCAGCGGGCAUCCAAUUUGAAAGACUUUAAGGGCUGUGCAGAUUAUCUUUCUCUAGGUCAGCCAGUAACUUCAUGUGAGCCAUCAAUAGCUGAUGAUUCUGCUUUUGAUUUAGCAACCCACACGAUGAAAACGGAUUCUGUUCAUGACAAUGGCACUGGGAACAAUUUUGUUUGUGGGGAGGUUCAGGGAAUCAAUUUUCUCAAUGACAAGGGAUUUCAAAUUAAUCAGAUAUCAGACAGAGUAGGCUGCUCAAGAUCAUCUAAGGGGGGAGGCGAAGCAGCCAUUAAUAGAAGUGAAUCAUCCUUGCAGAGCGAAGCUCACUCCGUUGGUUCUCUUUGUUAUCAGAUACCUAAGAUAGGAGACAUUGUUCCUGCUCAACCCCCAGUGUUUUCAGCACAUUAUGUACCAGAGCACUCUAGCAAUGAAAUGCACUCACCCAAAGGCUAUAAUACUCCAUCGCCUGCUCAUGGAAAAGGAUCAGAUCAGCUUAGCGUUGAAUCCAUAUUGAGGAGUGCUGCUGAAAAUUUCCGUGAUACUCCUUCAAUACUAAGAAGAAGAAAAAGAGAUAAACCAACGCCUGCUCAAGAUAAUGAUAUGAAGAUUGGCAGAUUGAGCAGUGAUAAGUUUCACACACCCACCGGAAAGUGUACUACAGAUAGUCCACACUCAUUUAAAACUGCGGCACUUUUGUCCUUGCGUCCUCUGGAUGACCAAGGGCUUUCUUCUGCUUCAGGGAGUUUCGAUGUUUCCCCUACAUAUCGACUAAGGUCAAAAAGAUUGGCUGUACUGAAAACGGUUAAAAACCAUCUGGAUUUUUCAUCUGAUGGAAUGGAUGUUUGUGAUACUACUAUGAAAUCUGCUUGCGGGAGCUCUGAAAGUGCUAAUGCCAGCAGUGGUGUUUCAGUCAUUCAAGGGAAGAAAUUGGACGAUCAUAUGAUUGGAUUGGAAACUUUAACCAUGGACUUUGCACAUACAACAAAGAUAGAUGCAACCCAACCUAAUUCUUUAGCAUUCAGAAACAACCACUGACAAUGCGCUGAAGUGGACGAGAAGAUCUUGAUGCGUCUAAACUUACUGUUUCUAAAGGCAAAUAGGAAGCUGUGACUGCAGGAGAGUCACCGUCUACCAACCCUGCCAACUAUAGGGUUUUUUACCAUCCUUAAAAUGUAUCUUAAAAAGUAGUUCAAGAUAUCAAGAAUUUUAGUAUAAAUUUUUGGUAUCUCAAAAUACCUUAAGUUAUUUUUUUGAGAAUGGUAAAAAAGCUCGCCAGCUAUACUUGGUGGGUUGUACAAAGCCAUCUCCGUUUUCGACAGGAAAUAGCUUGCUACUGGAAGCUUACAGUUAGCAAUUCAAUUUUUAAAGGCUCAACUGUGUAGAAAGAACAACAAUAGCUAUAGAAACUUCUUAAAGCUCUUUUUUUUUAAUCUGUAGAAACAUUAAAAAGUUGAUCAAGAUUUUAUACUGUAUUUUUUUUCUUUUUAUCAUUGGAUGGAGUGG